Dinoponera quadriceps is the source of this 4964-nucleotide messenger RNA. It is a transcript of the gene Cry2, whose product is annotated as cryptochrome-1. Gene Ontology annotation, molecular function: FAD binding; DNA binding. NCBI's taxonomy places the organism in Eukaryota, Metazoa, Arthropoda, Insecta, Hymenoptera, Formicidae. The transcript is spliced from 11 exons. Gene Ontology annotation, biological process: circadian regulation of gene expression; negative regulation of DNA-templated transcription; entrainment of circadian clock by photoperiod. The record is from RefSeq and is a predicted model, not a curated record. Bases 1469 to 3199 code for a protein of 576 amino acids. Gene Ontology annotation, cellular component: nucleus; cytoplasm.
UAUAAUUUAUAGUUAUGGUAUUACAUAGUUACAAAUAUCAAACAUUUUCUCCUCAGUGUACGAGCAUAUAUAUUUUUCUGCGUGUAUAAUUUAAGACAUCGAUUUUAGAUAUACAAAUGUUAACAAUCUUUUUCUCUCACUGUAUUAAAUACUCUUAUAUUUUAUUACUUAAGAAGGGGGAGAAGGAAUCCAAAUAAAUCCCCGUACGGUAAACAGGGAAAUCGAGCCUAAUUCCGGUCGAGUCAUGCCGAUCGCGAGUGGAAACUGCGAGUAGGAAACGAUCGGGCAGUAGAAACGGACGGCCUCGGGCGGACAGACAGACGGACGACGAAGGAGGAAAGCGUUUCCCCGCUCGCACUCUCGGCCACGGCGGCUGCAACGUGACCGCGGCACCACGUGACCAGCACGUCCAAUUGGAUCGGCCGCGGAUCGGCGGUCACGUUGCGCUCGGCGUGGCUCAGCCGCCCCCGCGCCUCCCUGCACGCUUCUCCCUCGCCUAUCGGCCCUCCGCGACUAGUGCGUUCGCAUAUGCGAUCGACUGUUAGCGCGGUGCGGUUUUGCGCGCUUGGUUUUCCCCGACGCGACGGUGCGGGCGAUUUUCAUUGAAAUUCCGACGAAAACACGAGAAAGGGGUGAGACAGGAUUCGCUGGAACCGAGCGCGUCCGCGAGUGCCCGCGAGAAUUUCCACGGCGAUCCCCCCGCGCUUUCGCUCGCGAAGUCCCGGAGUGAACUAUAUCGUCGAAUUUCAUCACGUCGGACGUGUUAUCGCUGUCGCAUUUUUCCUACUUUUUCCCCCCGAAGAAGGGGCCACUUGGUGCGGCGAUUUUCCAGUGUGCGUGUGCCACGAGUGACGCGCGGCAACACGCGCGAGUGUGAAUUAAUUUCUCGUCGGUGAACGUUGCACGGCGUAGUCGUAGUAGAGUCGGGAUUUAGCAUCGUGCACGAGGAUCAACGACGGUAGACGGACGCGUCGCGGAAACGGCGGCGCGUCACGAGUGAAUCGCCUCGACUGCAAUUUUCCGUCCUUCUUAGCGACCUCGAGUUGGUAGAACGAAACGGAAUAGAGAAUCGGGAGCGGGUCAAGCACGGGCCUUGUAAGACUUCUCCGCGUUGAUUCGCCGCGGAAUUCGCAAGGACGAUUCGACGACUACUCGACCGCGCGCGCUCCGGUCGUCGAUCUCCAUCGAGAUCGAGAAGCGCGAUCGACGUUCCUUCGACCUUCGCCUGAUCGUCGGAGGACGCACGAGGACGACGAGGAUGCGCGUCGUGUCCGGGCCUGCUCGGCCGGCUGAGUUGCCUCGCGGAUUCCCGGGGCUUUCGUGUGCCUAAUCGCAUCCCUGAUCUUUGGACGAGCCAGCCGGUGGUCCCUUCUGACGACGCGCUUUCACCGUCCAAUCUCUCCGACGAAAGUAAGGGAGAAAGUGCAGCGCGCUUCGAGCGCAAGCCCGUAGGGCGCACUUAGAAAAGAUGACGGGCAGCAGUAACAACAAAAUGGGUCAAGGAGUGACGUCGAUCCGGGGUGACGGCAGGAAGCACACGGUUCAUUGGUUCCGCAAGGGACUCAGGCUGCACGACAACCCCUCGUUGAGGGAGGGCCUGGCAGGCGCAUCCACUUUCCGGUGCGUCUUCGUGCUGGACCCCUGGUUCGCCGGAAGCACCAACGUCGGCAUUAAUAAAUGGAGGUUUCUGCUGCAGUGCCUGGAGGAUCUGGACUGUUCUCUGAGGAAGCUCAAUUCCCGGCUGUUCGUGAUCCGAGGUCAGCCCGCCGAUGCGUUGCCCAAGCUUUUCAAGGAGUGGGGCACGACGAACCUGACCUUCGAGGAGGACCCGGAGCCGUUCGGCCGCGUGCGAGAUCACAAUAUCUCGGCGCUCUGCAAGGAGCUCGGCAUCUCGGUGGUCCAGAGGGUCUCGCACACUCUCUACAAACUCGACGAAAUCAUCGAGAAAAAUGGAGGGAAACCGCCGUUGACCUACCAUCAAUUUCAAAACGUCGUGGCCAGCAUGAAACCGCCGGAACCGCCGGUACCAACGGUGACUUCCGCCUGCAUCGGCAGCGCCUAUACUCCCCUCAAGGACGACCACGACGACCAUUACGGUGUGCCCACCCUCGAGGAACUCGGCUUCGACACGGAGGGUUUGCUGCCUCCAGUAUGGGUUGGCAGCGAGAGCGAGGCCCUGGCACGGCUGGAACGUCACCUCGAACGGAAGGCGUGGGUGGCGAGCUUCGGCAGGCCGAAGAUGACGCCGCAGUCCUUGCUGCCGAGUCAGACUGGGCUUUCGCCUUAUUUGCGAUUCGGGUGUCUCAGCACGAGGUUGUUUUAUUACCAGCUCACCGAUCUCUACAAGAAGAUAAAGAAAGCGAUGCCACCGCUGUCGCUGCACGGCCAGCUCCUUUGGCGUGAGUUCUUUUACUGCGCCGCAACGAAGAACCCGAAUUUCGAUCGGAUGCAGGGCAACCCGAUUUGCGUGCAGAUACCGUGGGACAAGAAUGUGGAGGCGUUGGCAAAAUGGGCAAACGGCCAGACGGGUUUCCCGUGGAUCGACGCGAUUAUGACUCAGCUGAGAGAAGAGGGAUGGAUACAUCAUCUGGCGAGACAUGCGGUGGCUUGCUUCUUGACCAGGGGCGACCUUUGGAUCUCGUGGGAGGAAGGAAUGAAGGUGUUCGAUGAGCUGCUGUUGGAUGCCGACUGGUCUGUCAAUGCCGGCAUGUGGAUGUGGCUGUCAUGCAGCUCAUUCUUCCAACAAUUCUUCCACUGCUACUGCCCGGUGCGGUUCGGCAGAAAGGCGGACCCGAACGGUGAUUAUAUCAGGCGUUACCUGCCGGUGCUGAAGAACUUCCCGACCAGAUACAUCCACGAGCCGUGGAACGCGCCGCUCAGCAUACAGCAUGCGGCCAAGUGCAUCAUCGGCAAAGAGUAUUCGCUGCCGAUAGUGAAUCACAGUAAGAGCUCGCGCAUCAACAUCGAGCGGAUGAAGCAGGUGUACCAGCAGCUGAAUAAAUACCGUGGUAACGGAGCUUCGUUCAAAGGAGAAACUGUCGGCCUGUUGAACGCGUUGCUGGCACCGCCGACGAAUGACACCGACGAGAAGAAGACGAAGCAAGAUUCGCCGGACCAGGAAAACGAGCAGAAAAUGGAGACCAUCAGCAGUCCCACGCAGCAGCAGCAGCAACAGCAACAGCAACAACAGCAGAAAUAGCAACAGCCGUUGUAGAAAUUCAACAUAUUCGCCAAUUUGUUGUAAUAACACGGACGCUUCUUUCGUGAAUUUCACCGACAACGACUGAGCUCGAAUGGAACUUUUUCCAAUCGCGUGGAACCCGUAUCUGCAAUUAUUUAUUUGGUGAUGCGUUAUGCAUUCAUGCAUGCUCACGUACGCAAUUCCGACGAGGACAUUUCUCUGUGAACGCGAUAAGCAGUAAUGAUAAGCGAGCGCGCUACUAGAAAACAACACUUUAAUACCCAAGAAAUCUUUUAUUUGGAAACUUUUUCUAAGUGCUAUUUUCUUUCAAAACUACCUUAAAAUCUUAGGGAAAAAUCACAAAAAAUUUUUUCAUAUAGGUGCCGGAAACUCACUCGCAGUUAUGAUGGGCAGUAAGUCAUAUACGAGGUGAGGGAAAAAUAUGGAAACCUUGAAAAAUUCCGAAAAAUAUAAGUUUUACAGAAAAGUGUUUCGGAUAAAAGUUAUAUGGUUUAACAAGAUCUAUUUAUCUUACCAGUCUGACUAUGGGUAGUGUCGCCAAGAUCAGGACAAGGUCAAGUUGAAUUUUUUAAACGUGACCCCUUAUUGUUGAGGUUAAAAACUAGGUCUGAUGACUAAACAUCAAGUUGUAUUAUGAACAGUUAAUUUCCUUCGUGUGACUAUCGCGAUUGUGAUGGUUGAGACUUAAAGGGUUAACGAAACGCGCGGGUUCCUUCGAAUUAGCUUUCACUCGGUCGCGGAAAAACCUAUCCAUUGUGUGCGAAUAUAGCCCGGUGCUUCUUUGAAAAUUAAUGCCCGCGCUGUCUUCCUUCAGCCUUGGCUUCAUUUCAUCCUGCGAUAGGUCAUCUAACCUUACGGCGCAGCUUGGAUCCUUCGAUAGAUAUAUUGCGAGUUCAACAGUUCUAAUAAAUUUUAACAUUAUACAUAUCAGUAUCAAGACGUACUAAUUGGAUAUAUUAGAGGUCUUUAUGAGAUUUAUUUUUAGAUACAUAGCGAGCAACGACUUAAGUGUUAAACGUGAAAGAAAAAGAAGGAGAGAGCACGACGAAAUGACGUGUUAUUUUUUUAACAUUCGUAGAGAACUUAAUCGAUGUCUCAUGAAGACACGUUUAGAGGUGUCCCUCGAUGAGUUUGAUCGGCAUUGGAUAUAUUAUAGAGUAACUAAAAAUAUAGGAGACACUUUUCAGAUGCUUUUUUUUUAUAUGUGUUUCUCUUUGUACGUUUACGAAUUAAAAUAACUCUUCGACGGUAAUUUGUUAUUAAUUAUGAGAGAAUAUCUUUACAAUUAUAAGGUAUAUAUAGGGUGUCCGAUAUCAUUUUCUCGAGAUCCGUAGUGUGCAGGUAGAAGGAUGAAACUGAAGAAAAAAGUCAUGUGCCAUUUUGCAAAUUUUGCAAAAUAGUACGUCAUUUUUUUGUUCAGUUUUAUCCGUUCUGCACAUUACGGAUUCUGAGAAAAUCAUCGGAUACUCUAUAUAAUCUAUUUAUAAUGGUGCAAUUAAAUAACUUACAUAAAUAUUAUAUUUUCAACAUAUUAUUGUCUUACACUAUCGUUCUCAUAAAUUCCAAAAUUUUAAUAAUGAUGAGAAUUAAGAAAAUUUUACAUUGAAUUUUUAUUCAUAUGUAUAAUACAGUUAUUUUCUAGAUUCGCAUUUGUAGGGUAUAUAAGCUCUAAAUAUUGUGCUACACACGGCGCGCUCUCUCUCCCUCUCUAUAUAUAUAUAUAUAUAAUUAGUUUUAUCUCUCUCUCUCUCUCUCUUUCUCU